AAACACAAGCCUACUCAGCAACCAGGAAAAAGCAUGUUAUCCUGAUGUCUGUGAGCACCAGUCUGAGACGCGCGGAUGCUCCAGCAUGCCUCCAGAAGCAGAGAAAGAACAAAAGCACUGGAAUAGGUCUCCGCCUCUAGGCUCAGAGAAGCUGGGUCUUCCCACAGGAUCUCAAGUGUACUGUUAGCUGCAGAUACCUGCUCAGCUGGCUAAGCCUUUAACAUGGAAAGAAGGCUCAUAAAGAAGGAAAUGAAAAAGCUCUUGGGAGAUUAUAUUGGCAUCAGACUUCGGGAAAAUGAAUUUGACCCAAAAGGAAGAAGGCAACUCACCUCUCUAGAUGAUAUGGCACACUAUGACUUGGCCAUCAGUGUUGCUUUGCAAUGGCUGCAUCCCUCAGAAGACUUAACUUGGUUGGAGUGGGAGGAACUGAAAAUGCCAUUCCGUGGCAGACCCAUGUAUCCAAAUCGUAGAGAACGAGAAGCUAUGAUUUUAUCAUCUUAUGCUGGAAUCUUAAUGAACAGUAUCCCGAUUGAGGAAGUCUUUAGAAUUUAUGGGGCUGAUUCUUCUGCCAGUUCUGGUACCAUCAAGGUUCCCCAAGUUUCAUGUCUCCGCCUCUCCUUGCACCCCUUUGCCAUGUUAACAGCACCCAAAGCAGCAGAAUACGCCCGCAAACAGAGUGUCAAGUCAAGAAAGGGAACAACAAAUAAAAAUGCCACCAGCAGCUCUACAAAGGAAGCAAAUGCCACGGAAUGGAAAUCAUCACAAAGGUUUUCAGACACACAGCCAAAGAACAAAGUCACUUAGAAAAUUGGAAUUGUACCAUGGAACUUCAUAAUAGAUUCUCUGGGAGCAGAUGAGAAGCAUCAUCUUAAAACCACAGCUUUUGCCAGUACAUUUUUCUUUACAACUAGUUUUUGAUAUAACUGCAUUGAAGUGUUAUUUUUGAUGUUGAGCUUUCUUCUUUUAGAAGCAUAUUACAUGGCUACAUUUUGUUAAAAAAAAAAAAGUAUGAUCUUAUGCUACUUCAUUGUGACUGGCAGACUGCUGGAGAAUUCAGAGAGUAUAUAGUAUUUCUGUAUUAGAGCAAGCUGGCUUUGUAGCAUAUUUUACAAAUGUGUGGCAUUAAAUAUUGCACAGAGAUGGAGUGGGAGGCAGAUUUUCAAAGAGUUAAUCCAAAAUAAAAUUAAUCUGUCAUUGAUUGCCUUUACUGUGUUCUCAUAUGAAAAAACGUUUAAAACUCAUUUCAAUAAAGCAUUAAAAGAAAA
Messenger RNA from Macaca mulatta (Rhesus monkey), 1265 nucleotides. It is a transcript of the gene C12H2orf80, whose product is annotated as chromosome 12 C2orf80 homolog. Lineage: Eukaryota; Metazoa; Chordata; Mammalia; Primates; Cercopithecidae. The record is from RefSeq and is a predicted model, not a curated record.